Penicillium robsamsonii is the source of this 1053-nucleotide messenger RNA. Its product is annotated as alpha-hydroxy acid oxidase. Gene Ontology annotation, molecular function: oxidoreductase activity. The coding region runs from base 1 to 1053 and encodes 350 amino acids. The transcript has 8 exons. Lineage: Eukaryota; Fungi; Ascomycota; Eurotiomycetes; Eurotiales; Aspergillaceae. The record is from RefSeq and is a predicted model, not a curated record.
AUGGGGAGCAGCCGGCUGGCUCCGAUUGUCAGAGACUACUACAACGGAGCAGCUAUGAAUCUGAUCACACUUGGCGAGGACAAAACAGCUUUCGACCGCUACAAAAUCCGUCCCCGGAUCUUAAUCAACGUCGACAAAUUCGACACAAGCACCAAGUUCCUCAGUAAUCUCGCUCCCAUUCGGCUUCGGCCCUGCCGCAUCGAUGAAACUCGCCCACCCAGACGGCGAGCUCGCGACCUCGGGCGCAGCCGCAAAAUACAGCCUCUGCAUGGGCCUAUCCUCGUACUCAAAGCAUCCCCUCUAGAACGUUACCGCACAGGGCACCGGCAAUCCGUACGUGAUGCAGAUGUGUGUACUGCGGGAUCGGGCGAUUACGCUUCGGUUGUUAGAGCGGGCGGAGAAGGCGGGUACAAGGCGCUGUUCCUAUCUGUUAAUGUACCCGUGUUAGGCAAACGGAUCAACGAAUACCGGAAUGAGUAUGCCAUCCCGGAUGAUAUGUCGUGGCCGAAUAUCCUUAGCCACGGAGGGGAUCACUCGGACCACACUGAGUGCGACCCCAAUUUGGAUUGGGAGAACACGAUUCCGUGGUUGAGACAGCAUACAUCUCUGAAGAUCGGGCUUAAGGGUGAGUUGGCCAUCAGAUAUGGCACACACGACGUCGUUAUCUCGAACCACGGUGGGCGGCAACUAGACGGUAUGCCGUCCACAGUGGAUGCGCUGCGGGUCUGUGCCCCCGUAGCCAAGGAUCGAAUUCCGGUUGUGGCGGAGGUAUUCGACGAGGCUCUGAUAUCUUCAAGGCUUUGGCGUUGGGAGCUAGCUUCUGUUUUGUGGGGAGGAUCCCAUUCUGGGGAUUGGCUGUGUCGAAUUGGCGAUUCGGAUCCUCCGCCAAGAGCUGCGGAUCACCCUGGUAUUGGCCGGGUAGGUGAUGGCACUCUUCUGGAAUGCAUAAAAAGAACAAAAGUUCUAAUCGGAAGCAGGUGCCGAACGAUCAGCGAAAUUCAAAAAUGUUAUCUUUCUGUUUUGCAACCGGAUGGGAUCAUCUCGAAGCUGUGA